Messenger RNA from Cordyceps militaris CM01, 1005 nucleotides. RefSeq names its product Six-bladed beta-propeller, TolB-like protein. The coding region runs from base 1 to 1005 and encodes 334 amino acids. Lineage: Eukaryota; Fungi; Ascomycota; Sordariomycetes; Hypocreales; Cordycipitaceae. The transcript has a single exon. The record is from RefSeq and is a predicted model, not a curated record.
AUGAUGCUGUCCUGUCCGCGCGCCGUCGCCGUCGCACUGGCCCUGGCCGCACACGCCGCCGCCGCCGCUUACACGGCGCAGCUGCUCUACCAGUUUCCCAGCCACGCGCAAUGGGUCGAGAACAUGGCCGUGCGUCCCAACGGCCACCUGCUGCUGACGACCUUUGACCGAGCGCGCGUCUACGAGCUCGCGCCCAGCCAACAACAACAAACCCCGCGCCUAGUCGCCGCCCUGCCCGCCGCCGACGCCGCGCUCGGCAUCGCCGAGAUCCGCCCCGACGUCUUCGCCGUCGCCACCGGCCGCCUCAACCGCACGAGCUUCCACCUCGACGGCUCCGCGCGCAUCGACACGCUCGACUUUACCUGCCGCGGCUGCGCCACCCAGCCGGCCAUUGCCACCGCCGCCGCCCUGCUGCCGCACGCCAAGCUGCCCAACGGCCUGGCGGCGCUGCACCGCAGCUCCGUGGUGCUCUGCGCCGACUCGGCAACGGGCACCAUCUACCGCGCCGACACGGCCACGGGCGCCGUGCACGUGGCGCUGCACGACCCGGCGCUGGCGCCCGCGCCCACCGCCGCCGACGACGACGACCCGUUCCUGGCGCUGCUGGGCGUCAACGGGCUGCAGGUGCCGGGGGACGGGUUCGUGUACGUGACGAGCACGUCGGCGCGGCUGCUCGGGCGGUACGCGCUGGACAACGCGGCAGCGGCAGCGGCGCUCGAGGUGCUCGCUAGGUACGCGGCGCCGCGCAGCCCAGACGACUUUGCCGUCGCGCGCAACGGCACCGUGUUUGGCGCGGUGCCGCUCGAUAGCGUGUCCGUGGUGGCGGUGCUGCCGGGCAAAAAAGGGCUGCGCGACGUGCGCUUCCUCGUCGACCACGAUGAGCGCAUGCAGAGACCGACGUCGGUCGUGCUGAGCCGUGACGAGACGACGCUGUAUGUGUCGACGGGGGGCAGGAAUGUACCGGGCGGGAAGGGGGGCCAGGUCUUUGCUGUCCGGUUGACGUAG